Parnassius apollo (apollo) is the source of this 2196-nucleotide messenger RNA. The record is from the annotation of a GenBank genome assembly. Lineage: Eukaryota; Metazoa; Arthropoda; Insecta; Lepidoptera; Papilionidae.
AUGAGUAGAAAACUGCUUUUAAUCUUUCUCGUAAUUAGUGGAAUAGUAGCAGUGUGUGAUUCAAAACAAAGAGUACUUAAUGAGGAUGUUCAAUUUCCAACAUUUAACGAAAAACUAUAUGAGGAAGUGCUAAACCCAGAACAUUGUCAAAAACAAACAGAGUAUAUAACAAGAAAUGAUACACUCUUACGUGCGAAAUUUCUUGACGCUGGUUUACGAAUACCAAAGGGUAUCUUAAUGGGCAAUACUAUUGAUAUGGGUAACUAUUACCAGUGCUUAGGGAUUAAGGAAAAUGUUAACGAUAUGAAUAUUCAGGGCAAAUAUUGCAUGAUACAGGCAACAUUAAAUCAAGAUCACCUAAACCAAUUUUUAUCGACAUCACAAUUAUCAGAGACAGAGCAACGUUUGUUAAAAACAGUUUUAAAUAAUGUAACGAAAGAGAAGAAACCUGACGUUUUCCCAAAUCCAAUUUUUAAACCCAAUUUCAAUUAUCAAAGAAGUGGAUCAGACAGUCAAUUAUCUAAAUCAGAAUUCUCAUUAGCUGUAUGCAUACCAGCAGCAUGCACUACACAAGAGGGUAUCAAUGCACUUUUAUUUAAUAUCAGUGCUAUUGGCUUAGAGUACACUGAAUACUUUUGUCGACUUCCCGACGAUAAACCGUGGGCACCUGUUGAUUACGUCGCCAUAGCAAUUUUCUAUAUAGUUGGAAUUUUAACUUUCCUAUGUACAUCUUAUGAUAUAUAUCAUAAAUGGAUUCUUAAAAGCGAUAAGCGAAACAAGAAUUCCCUAUUCUUCUGUUUUUCUGUAUAUUCUAACACACAACGUCUGCUGAACUUUACUUCUGGGCCUGACUCCUUAGAAUGUAUUGACGGCAUCAGGGCGUUGGCAAUGAUAUGGGUCAUUCUGGGCCAUACCUUUUACUCAUUACCAUUUAAUAUAAACCCUAUUGAUACUUUACUAUGGGCAAUUUCACUUAAUGCCAUUUGGGUGACAUCAGCUCCUAUGACGGUCGAUACAUUCUUUUUGCUGAGUGGAUUGUUGGUAGUUUAUUCUACAGCAGGAAAAUUAACAGGGGAAAAACUCAUAAAGAAUGUACAUUUGUUCUAUCUCAAUCGCCUCUUGCGAAUGUUUCCUGUGCUUGCUGCAAUGGUGCUUUUUGAAACCUCGUUAUAUAAUCGAGUUUCUGACGGUCCUUUAUGGGAAGGCUUGGCUUCAAAUAUCGUUAAUUGCAGGCAGUACUGGUGGUCAACUCUUCUACAUAUUCAAAAUUUUGUCAACCCACGGGACCUUUGUCUUGGAGUAACGUGGUAUCUAUCUUUAGAUGUUCAGUUGCAUAUUCUGUCGCCCAUAGUACUUUUUUGGGUGCUGAGUACCAGAAAAUAUCCUCCUUGGAUAGCCCUGACGUCUACACUGUUGAGCGUGCUUACAGCUUCUACUAUAUACAUUUUCCACAUUGACAUGCCGUCUGGAGUAAUUUCACCUAAUCGAGUUCAGGAAAUGAAUGAUUUCUUUGUGAAGUACUAUAUAAACACAUUAUCACGUGCCUCACCUUUUUGCGUUGGUAUGAUUUUUGGAUAUAUUUUGCACUUAUGGAGAGGAAAAAAACUAAGAAUCUCUGUGGUUUUAGCAAUGCUAAUUUGGUGUGCAACUUUCCUUCUACUAGGAGCAAUAAUAUACUGCACGAAUAUAAGUAUGCAGUUAGAUUGGGACAAUCAGCUUGCUGACAAUAUUUUCAAUUCCUUUUUGAGACCUUUAUGGGCUUUGGCCUUGGGCUGGAUUAUUUUCGCUUGUGUUAAAGGAUUCGGAGGGCCUAUCAACUGGUUUCUAUCACUACAAGUAUGGAAGCUCCCGGCACGACUGUCAUACGCCAUGUAUAUAAUUCACUUUUCUGUCAUGCUUGCCUAUUACUACUCUGCAGUUAUACCGAUUUAUUUUACUUUACCUGCUUUAAUGUUUAACUUCCUUGGAUUCUUCUUUCUUACAUUUGUACUGGCAUUUGCUGUCACAGUAGUCAUUGAUGUACCAUGUUCAAUACUAAUCAAGAUUCUUCUAGGUAAAGGUACUAAAAAGAGUGCCAAUAUUCCUGAUAAAAAAGAGAGCACGACAAGUGGAAUAGCACCUGCAAAGGUUAAAGUAAGCUCUACAAAUCCAGCUUUUAUUUCCGACGAAGAUAAAUCAAACACUGUAUUAAUAUAA